CGGGCCGGCUCAAGGGUCUUUCUCAGUGUGUUUGCAGAACUGCGGAUGUACCUAGGCGUUGUAGCUUGAGGGUUCUUGGUUUGUCGGGGUAUUCAGUAUCCUCAGCUGCAAGGCGGGAGGAGGACUCCAGCUUCACCGCCUCCUCGCUGUACCAGAAAACUGGCACGCGUCCCGCGAAGCACUGGUCCUGAGUGGGUGGGUGGAUAUCGGAGAACUCCGCAGCAGUCUUGGCGGAAAGCGGUGUAGUGCGGAACUCCUUUGAUCGAAGGAAAGCCAGGGCGAAGGCUUUGAGCGUGAUCCAAAGACCAGAGUGCAAAGCCAGAUAUAGGCAGCUGAUAACGAUGAGUGAAUGGAUGAAGAAAAGCCCCUUAGAAUGGGAAGAAUAUGUUUACAAGGAAGUCAGAGUGAUAGCCAGUGAGAAGGAGUAUAAAGGAUGGCUUUUAACUACAGACCCAGUCUCUGCCAAUGUUGUCCUUGUGAACUUCCUUGAAGAUGACAGCUUGUGUGUGACGGGAAUUAUGGGACAUUCUGUGCAGACCGUGGAAACUGUGACUGAAGGGGACCACAGAGUGAGAGAGAAGCUGAUGCAUUUGUUCACAUCUGGAGAUUGCAAAGGAUACAGCCCUGAGGAUCUGGAAAAGAGAAAGAAUAGCCUAAAGGAGUGGCUUGAGAAGAAUCACAUCCCCAUCACUGAACAGGGAGAUACACAAAGGACUCUUUGUGUGGCCGGAGUUCUGACCAUAGAUCCACCAUAUGGUCCAGAAAACUGUAGCAGCUCUAAUGAGAUUAUUCUGUCCCGUAUUCAGGAUCUUAUUCAAGGACAUCUUUCAGCUUCCCAGCAAGAGGCCAAGAACUGUGAACACACUGAUUGAAAAUUACUUCAUUGUUUUGUAUAAAAUGCUUUGAAU
Messenger RNA from Nannospalax galili (Upper Galilee mountains blind mole rat), 908 nucleotides. It is a transcript of the gene Gemin6, whose product is annotated as gem nuclear organelle associated protein 6. The transcript has 3 exons. Gene Ontology annotation, biological process: spliceosomal complex assembly; spliceosomal snRNP assembly. Lineage: Eukaryota; Metazoa; Chordata; Mammalia; Rodentia; Spalacidae. Gene Ontology annotation, cellular component: SMN complex; nucleus. The coding region runs from base 342 to 872 and encodes 176 amino acids. The record is from RefSeq and is a predicted model, not a curated record.